UGUUCUGUGCCACGAUACACCAGCCUGCAACAGCCAGACGAACUGAAAAUCCAAACUUGAACUUUUUGUAUUUUUGCACAGGCAAUCCAAAGUACUGAUAUUCUUCUAUAGGCUGGCACAUAUAGUCGUAUAGGACGUUCCAGUCUAGCUACAUCUGUGUCUCCUUGUCCCUGGCUUCUGCACCAAUGGCAAGUUGCAGCUGCAAAACUGAACUUCGGUGUGCUUUUUUUUUUUUACUAACUGGCGCUCGUGAUCGAGAAAUACAAGGCUGAGAGAUUACCGCUUACGCAUUAUGGUACAAAAGGCUUAUCAUUUUGGAGAUUUUCCAGGGCGAGCAAUCCAAAGAUAUUGCCAUUAUGCCAUGCAUACAAAUAUUGUUGUACACUGUAUUUUGUGCGGUUUAUUGAGUCAUCCAUUAGGCAAUCUUUUGAUUUCAGGUGCUUGUCUACAUAUACUCGUACAUUAGCACCUCCUUACGAAGGCCAGGGGCGUCAUAUUGGUUGAGAGGUGGAGUCUGAUCAAGUGCAAGGAGCGCCAUCCGUUUAGGGACUCCCAACCAAUGGCCAGCCACAGUGGGGCGUUCUCGCUUGUUGCCCUGUGCUUGCUGCUCGAGGUCGUUCUGCGAGGCGCAGCAGAGACCCUCGUGCCGGCGGUGUUUGUGUUCGGGGACUCCAUGGUGGACAUCGGCAACAACAACUUCAUUGAGAAGUGCGACAUCGGCUGCAAAGCCAACUACCCACCCUUCGGCAUCGACUACCUCAACCACACACCAACUGGCCGGUUUAGCAAUGGCUACAACUUGGCGGACCAGCUAGCUCAACUGCUUCACUUUGACGAGAGCCCGCCUCCUUUCCUCUCCCUAUCGAACGCGAGCGUCAGGACCCGGAUGAGCAUGGGCGUCAGCUUCGCGUCAGGAGGGUCGGGGCUCCUCGAUGCCACCGGCAAUGGACCGUGUACGCAAGUAUUUUCCAUGACUGAGCAGGUCAGGAACUUCACGAUGCUUGCUCGAAAGUGGGGCCGUGCUGAUCUCAUAUCCAAAUCCCUCAUUUUCAUCAGCACUGGUAGCAAUGACCUGUUUGAGCACACCGAUUUCCCAGACCAUAACUGCAACAGUAAUGACACAGAAUUCUUGCAAAGCCUCGUGGCCUCCUACAGGAGCUUUCUAAAGGACUUGUAUGGUGCGGGGGCAAAGAAAUUUAGCAUGGUGAGCCCAUCGCUGGUGGGGUGCUGUCCCUCGCAAAGGGCGAUAGCUCAUGAUCCCAAGAAUCCCAGGGAUAUCGACGAUUUUGGCUGCUUGGCCGCGGCGAACAACCUCUCCCGGCAGCUGUACCCCAUGAUCGCCACCAUGCUGCACGACCUCAGCCUGGAGCUGCCUGGCAUGAAGUACUCCCUCGUGGACUCGAUCAAGAUAGCCGAGUGGGUCUUCUACAACACCGUCAUACCUAAUUACGACUUCACGGUGCUGGACUGGGCAUGCUGCGGUGGAGGGCCGUUUGGCGCUGAUGGGUGUAACGCCUCGGCUACUCUGUGCCAGAACCGCAGCAACCACCUGUUCUGGGAUGACUACCAUCCGACCACCGCCGCGACAGGGGUUGCUGCGAAGCUGAUAUUUAACGACACUACCGGGCUCUUUGUCCACCCCAUCAACGUGCAGCAACUGGUCGAGAUGUAGAGAGUAUAUGAAAUUGCUUUAUUUACAGCAGACGGUGAAGAACUAUAUUAAGAUGUGCCAUGAUUCAUAUAUGCGUGCGUGAUGAAUAAUGAUGAAGAAUGUGUUUGAAAUUAAUUGAGCUGCUGCUAGGUUUUGAGAUCACAUGAGGAUAUUUGUUUA
This is a messenger RNA of Panicum virgatum (switchgrass), 1831 nucleotides long. Its product is annotated as GDSL esterase/lipase At1g71250-like. The record is from RefSeq and is a predicted model, not a curated record. The coding region runs from base 560 to 1672 and encodes 370 amino acids. Gene Ontology annotation, molecular function: hydrolase activity, acting on ester bonds. NCBI's taxonomy places the organism in Eukaryota, Viridiplantae, Streptophyta, Magnoliopsida, Poales, Poaceae. The transcript has 5 exons.